ACCCGCCAGCUUCCACCCCCGCCGCACACGUUGCUCCCCCUUCUCAUCGCUUCUCAAUUAAUAUCUCCCAUCACUCCCCUCACUCGGUCGGCCUCGGGUUCCGCGCUGCUGCAUUUCGGCCGGCGUGUUGAGUGAGAUCUGGGCGACCGACUCGCUCGCUCGCUGCGCGGGAGAUGGCGACGUUCGCGGUGUCCGGCGCGACCCUCGGUGUGGCGCGGGCCGCCGGCGGAGCGCUGCCGCGAUCCGGCUCGGAGCGGAGGGGCGGGCUGGACUUGCCGUCGCUGCUCCUCAGGAAGAAGGACUCCUCUCGCGCCGUCCUGAGCUGCGCGGCCGCUCCAGGGAAGGUCCUGGUGCCUGACGGUGAGAGCGACGACUUGGCCGCCACUCCAGCGCAACCUGAAGAAUUACAGGUACCUGAAGAUAUCGAGGAGGAAAUGGCGGAAGUAAACAUGACAGGGGGGGCUGCAGAAAAACUUGAAUCUUCAGAACCGACUCAGGGUAUUGCGGAAACAAUCACUGAUGGUGUAACCAAAGGAGUUAAAGAACUAGUCGUUGGGGAGAAACCGCAAGUUGUCCCAAAACCAGGAGAUGGGCAAAAAAUAUACGAGAUUGACCCAACGCUGAAAGAUUUUCGGAGCCAUCUUGACUACCGAUACAGCGAAUACAAGAGAAUUCGUGCUGCUAUUGACCAACAUGAAGGUGGAUUGGAAGUUUUUUCUCGUGGUUAUGAAAAGCUUGGAUUUACCCGCAGUGCUAAAGGUAUCACUUACCGAGAAUGGGCUCCUGGAGCGCAUUCUGCAGCAUUAGUAGGUGACUUCAACAAUUGGAACCCAAAUGCAGAUACUAUGACCAGAGAUGAUUAUGGUGUUUGGGAGAUUUUCCUCCCUAACAAUGCUGAUGGAUCCCCUGCUAUUCCUCAUGGCUCACGUGUAAAGAUACGGAUGGAUACUCCAUCUGGUGUGAAGGAUUCAAUUUCUGCUUGGAUCAAGUUCUCUGUGCAGGCUCCAGGUGAAAUACCAUUCAAUGGCAUAUAUUAUGAUCCACCUGAAGAGGAGAAGUAUGUCUUCCAACAUCCUCAACCUAAACGACCAGAGUCACUAAGGAUAUAUGAAUCACACAUUGGAAUGAGCAGCCCGGAACCGAAGAUAAAUUCAUAUGCUAAUUUUAGGGAUGAGGUGCUGCCAAGAAUUAAAAGGCUUGGAUACAAUGCAGUGCAGAUAAUGGCAAUCCAGGAGCAUUCAUACUAUGCGAGCUUUGGGUACCAUGUUACUAAUUUUUUUGCACCAAGUAGCCGUUUUGGAACUCCAGAGGACUUAAAAUCCUUGAUCGAUAGAGCACAUGAGCUUGGUUUGCUUGUUCUUAUGGAUAUUGUUCAUAGUCAUUCGUCAAAUAAUACCCUUGACGGUUUGAAUGGUUUCGAUGGCACUGAUACACAUUACUUCCACGGUGGUCCACGUGGCCAUCAUUGGAUGUGGGAUUCUCGUCUGUUCAACUAUGGGAGUUGGGAAGUAUUAAGAUUCUUACUGUCAAACGCGAGAUGGUGGCUUGAAGAAUAUAAGUUUGAUGGAUUUCGAUUUGAUGGGGUGACUUCCAUGAUGUAUACUCACCAUGGAUUACAAAUGACAUUUACUGGGAACUAUGGCGAGUAUUUUGGAUUCGCCACUGAUGUUGAUGCGGUGGUUUACUUAAUGCUGGUCAACGAUCUAAUUCAUGGACUUUAUCCGGAUGCUGUAUCCAUUGGUGAAGAUGUCAGCGGAAUGCCUACAUUUUGCAUCCCUGUCCCAGAUGGUGGUGUUGGUUUUGACUAUCGCCUGCAUAUGGCUGUAGCAGAUAAAUGGAUUGAACUCCUCAAGCAAAGUGACGAAUCUUGGAAAAUGGGCGAUAUUGUGCACACCCUAACAAAUAGAAGGUGGCUUGAGAAGUGUGUCACUUAUGCAGAAAGUCAUGAUCAAGCACUAGUUGGUGACAAGACUAUUGCAUUCUGGUUGAUGGAUAAGGAUAUGUAUGAUUUCAUGGCUCUGGAUAGACCUUCAACCCCUCGCAUUGAUCGUGGCAUAGCAUUACAUAAAAUGAUCAGGCUUGUCACCAUGGGUUUAGGUGGCGAAGGCUAUCUUAAUUUCAUGGGAAAUGAGUUUGGGCAUCCUGAAUGGAUAGAUUUUCCAAGGGGUCCGCAAACUCUUCCAACCGGCAAAGUUCUCCCUGGCAAUAACAAUAGUUAUGAUAAAUGCCGCCGUAGAUUUGAUCUUGGAGAUGCAGAUUUUCUUAGAUAUCGUGGUAUGCAAGAGUUCGAUCAGGCAAUGCAGCAUCUUGAGGAAAAAUAUGGGUUUAUGACAUCUGAGCACCAGUAUGUUUCUCGGAAACAUGAGGAAGAUAAGGUGAUCAUCUUCGAAAGAGGAGAUUUGGUAUUUGUUUUCAACUUCCACUGGAGCAAUAGCUUUUUUGACUACCGUGUUGGGUGUUCCAAGCCUGGGAAGUACAAGGUGGCCUUAGACUCUGAUGAUGCACUCUUUGGUGGAUUCAGCAGGCUUGAUCAUGAUGUCGACUACUUCACAACCGAACAUCCGCAUGACAACAGGCCACGCUCUUUCUCGGUGUACACUCCGAGCAGAACUGCGGUCGUGUAUGCCCUUACAGAGUAAGAACCAGCAGCUGUUUGUUACAAGGCAAAAAGAGAACUCCAGUGAGCUCGUGGAUUGUGAGCGAAGCGACGGGCAACGGUCCGAGACUGUUCUAACCGCCGUGAUUGGGAGGGGAUCGUGCCUCUUCCCCAGAUGCUAGGAGGAUCAGAUGGAUAGGUAGCUUGCUGGCGAGCCCUCGUUUUCAAGUGACCUGCGAAAGAAAAUGGACGGGCCUGGGUGACAUUUUGUAGUGCUGCACUGAACCAUCCUAUCUCUCACAUUCCCGGUUGUUUAUGUACAUAUAAACUAAUAAUUGCCCGUGCGCUUCAACUUGGACAUAAAUAUUCUAAUAGGUUAGCCCGUGAUUCACAUGCCUAUAUUUUAGCAGAACUUUAUUUGGUGAA
This is a messenger RNA of Hordeum vulgare subsp. vulgare (domesticated barley), 3022 nucleotides long. RefSeq names its product 1,4-alpha-glucan-branching enzyme 2, chloroplastic/amyloplastic-like. Gene Ontology annotation, cellular component: cytoplasm. The record is from RefSeq and is a predicted model, not a curated record. Gene Ontology annotation, biological process: glycogen biosynthetic process; starch metabolic process. Gene Ontology annotation, molecular function: hydrolase activity, hydrolyzing O-glycosyl compounds; 1,4-alpha-glucan branching enzyme activity; cation binding. The coding region runs from base 174 to 2639 and encodes 821 amino acids. The transcript has 22 exons. NCBI's taxonomy places the organism in Eukaryota, Viridiplantae, Streptophyta, Magnoliopsida, Poales, Poaceae.